AGGAGAAUUGCUUCCUGGGCUGCCCGUACUUGCUAUGGUCGACUGAGCGGUCACAGAGCUUAACAAAAAUGAAACUUUUUCCGGAAGCUUCUAGAAAACCUCAUUAACCACUUUAAUUUGAAGGCAUUACGUGGUAUCAUAUGCCUUCUUUCCCUUUAAAAAAAUUCACUAUACAUUUUUCAUCUAUUUGCCAGCCUCCAAAAUGGCGCCGGCGGCAUUGGAAGGUCAGAGGUGAGCUACGUGAUCCCUCCCGGUUCCGGCGCGAUAGAGGCCCAGGGAGGUGAACGAUCUCCGGCACGAUGUCUGGUUUCUCUGGCCCACAGGCCCAGCGUGGCCCUUGCCCGUUAGCGUUGCUGCUUUUACUCCUGCUUGGCCCCACCUCGGUCCUCGCCAUCUCCUUCCAUCUGCCCGUUAACUCCCGCAAGUGCCUCCGCGAAGAGAUCCACAAGGACCUGCUGGUGACGGGCGCGUACGAGAUCACCGACCAGUCUGGGGGCGCCGGCGGCCUACGCACCCAUCUUAAGAUUACAGAUUCUGCUGGCCAUAUUCUUUACUCCAAGGAGGAUGCAACCAAGGGGAAAUUUGCCUUUACCACUGAAGAUUAUGACAUGUUUGAAGUGUGUUUUGAGAGCAAGGGAACAGGGCGGAUACCUGACCAACUUGUGAUCCUAGACAUGAAGCAUGGAGUGGAGGCGAAAAAUUACGAAGAGAUUGCAAAAGUUGAGAAGCUCAAACCUUUGGAGGUAGAGCUACGACGCCUAGAAGACCUUUCAGAAUCCAUUGUUAAUGAUUUUGCCUAUAUGAAGAAGCGAGAGGAAGAGAUGCGUGAUACCAAUGAGUCCACAAACACUCGGGUCCUGUACUUCAGCAUCUUUUCAAUGUUCUGCCUCAUUGGUCUAGCCACCUGGCAGGUCUUCUACCUGCGUCGCUUCUUCAAGGCCAAGAAGUUGAUUGAGUAAUAAAGCCCAGUCUCCUCCCACCUUGUAUCUUAGCCAGCAGAACAUCGCUGGGAUGUGCGUGGCCUAAGGCAUCCUACCAGCAGCACCAUCAAGGCACGUUGGAGCUUUCUUGCUAGAACUGAUGUCUUUUGGUGUGGGAGGACGUGGGUUACCACCUACACCCAAUAAGUCAAAGAGGGACUUCUUUUUAACUUGGUAGGAUUUGGACUGGUUUUGCAACAAUAAGACUAUUAUAAGAGUCACCUAUGACAAAAAAUAGGGGUUACCUAGAUAAUGCCAAAGCCAGCAUUUGUACUGGGUUUCCUCGUAUGAUCUGUUUGAACCAUGUUUUCUUUCCUUCUCCACUUGCUCACCAGCUUGGGCUUCCACUCUAGUUCUUUUACCAACAUUUGUAUGACCAUGUUGAACUUGUUUCAUUCUGAUUGUCCUCUUUGGAUUUCUGUGUGACAACACUAUUAACUUUCUCUUGACCCUUAGCUGAAAUGUUUAGAUAGCUUCUGGUGAUACCCUUUCAUAAUUUUAUGUCUCUUGAAAGUGUAAUGGAUGUGACACCUCAUAGAACUGAGCUUUGAACUGUAGAUUACUCUUAAAGAAAAUUUCAUUUUAGAGAAUUAAAAUACUUGUGCUCAGCCGCUUGAACUUUUUCUUUUUGUGUAUUUAUGUGUGUUUAGUUCCAUGCAGUUUUAUCACAUGUAUGGAUGUGUGACCACCACCACAAGAUGCAGAACCGUUUCAUCACAUGGAUCCCUUGGGGUACCCUUUUAUAGCCACAGUCACCUCCUUCCUUAACCCCAAGCCCCAACCUCUGGCACCACUAAUGUGUUCUCCAUCUCUCUAAUUUUGUCAUUUCAAGAAUGUUAUAUAAAUGGAAUCACAUAGUAUAUAACCUUUUGAGAUUGACUUUUUUCACUCAGCAUAGUGCCCUUGAAAUCCAUCCAAGUUGUUGCAUAUAUCACUAGUUUGUUCCUCUUUAUUGCUCAUUAGCACUUCAUGGUGUGGAUGUACCACAGUUUAACCAGUCACCCACUGAAGGACAUCGCUGUUGUUUUCAGUUUUGGGCCAUUACUAAUAAAGCUGCUGUGAACAUUCAUGUACAGGUUUUUAUGUGAACAUAAAUUUUCAUUUCUCUGGGAUAAGUGCCCAAUAGAGCAGUUGCUGGGUUAUAUGGUAAACACAUGUUUAUUUUUGUAAGAAACUGUCCUGCUCUUUUUUCGGAAUGACUGUGUCAUUUUACGUUCCUACUAGCAAUGUAUGACCAAUCCAGUUUCUCCACAUCCUCACCAGUAUUUGCUAUUUUUUUAAAAAUUUUUUUAGUCAUUCUGAGAGGCAUGUGUAAUGAUAUUCAUUGUGGUUUUAAUUUGCAUUUUCCUAUUAGUAAAUGGUGUUGAACAUCCUUUCAUGUGUUUAUUUGCCAUCUGUAUAUCUUCCUCGGUGAAAUAUCUGUUCCUUUGCCCAUUUUAUGAUUAGAUUGUGUGUUCUUUUUACUACUGAGAUUUUUUUUUUUUAAUUGAAGUAUAGUUGAUUUAUACUUUUGAGUUUGAGGAGUCCUUAUAUAUCCUAGAUACAAGUCCUUUGUCAGUUAUGUGGUUGCUUAAAUUUUUAACAUAACUUCUACAAAGGAAAAAAAUAAGUAAAAUUUAUGAAGACUUUACAUGGCAAGUCACUGACUUAAUUUCUGUUCUUAUGUAUUCCAUCUAGAGAAUUAGGACAUAUGAAGUAUUAAAAAGUAACACAUCUGGAAGGAUCAUGAAUCGAGUAAAUACCUGAAAAUGUAUGUUAUAAAAGCAAAUCCAAUAAUCACUUUGGGAAUAUGAGGUGCCUAAAGGCCAAUACUAAGGUAAAUAAGAGAAAGUGUGGACACGAAUGACCAUGUUCAUAAACAACAGUGAAAAAUAACAUCACUUGAUACUUUCCCCACUUCUCCCAAUAAAGUGGGUGGGAGUUUGUCCUUUCUGUAAUCUCUUUUUUUUUAACCCUACUGACUGUUACAGGGCUUGUCCCAUCGCAGUGACAAGCAUUACAGGACUUAGGGCUCUGCAGCUUGCAGUUAAGAAGCAGCAUGUUGGAAUUAACAGAGAACGGUGCUGUCAUGACCUGGAUAAAGUACAAAGGGGAAAGAGGGAGUGAGUUAUGUUGUUAAACUCUCAGGCUGUUCUGUAAAUGUUCCAGCUAUUGUGAACCCAAAAGCCUUUUUUCCCCCUCUUUUGACUCCCUGUAUGCAUUCCUCUGGUGUGGCAUAAAAGUAGUUCUUUCAUUAAUUUGUGCAACAUUGCCAUCUGCUGUUAAGAAUUGAUAGAUACUGUUUCUGAGAACCUGGCAGCCAAAUCUCACCAUAAGGGCAGCAGAUGUUGAGAAAGUCUAUCUGUGGUAUUACAUAUACUAAACAACAGAGGAUACAUCCAAGCAGGGAAGAGAAUAACCAAAUUUGUGAGUUAAGAUCCAUCCUUAGACGUUUAAAGGUGAAAUACUGUUCUGUACCAUUAGCCUAACAAGAAACUCUUUCAUAUUUCUGACUGGUGCCUUUCCCCUUUUUAGAAACAAUGAAAGCUACUCAGUUGGUUAUAGUCUUCUGUUCUGACAAAAUGUCAAAGAAGAAGAUAGGAGAGGAAAAUAUUUUAUUUUGCUGAUGUUUUGUUCCCAAAUGUGACUUUGUGAAACUGAAAUUCUUUCCUGUCCUUUCCUUUUACUCAUGCCAAGACUACAAACUUGGAAUUUGUGCUUUUGGUUUAAAGUUCGUUGAUAUCACAAUUUGAUUUUAUCUAAAAAGUAAAAUUAUUUGCCUUUGAUAAAAGACUAGUGCAAGAGCAAAUCAGCUUUAAAAACGAAUAUGUUAUCUGCUUUCCUCCAUUUUUGAACCUGUUAUUCAACAAAGCCUGUAAAUUAUUGAUGAAAAUGAUAGUUUUAAGUAAGCUUUGUUAUACCAUUGUCAUAAACCCCUGUCAUAAGCUGUUUUUCUGUUUGUUUAAUGGAAAGAGGCAUGUGGGAUUUAUGGAUUUAUACAGAUUCACUUGUAAGUGUUGGAUUGGGGAUUUUUGUGUAAAUUUUCUCAAAUAAAGGCUAGCAGAAACUA
Messenger RNA from Balaenoptera musculus (blue whale), 4029 nucleotides. RefSeq names its product transmembrane p24 trafficking protein 10 (gene TMED10). The transcript is spliced from 5 exons. Lineage: Eukaryota; Metazoa; Chordata; Mammalia; Artiodactyla; Balaenopteridae. The coding region runs from base 300 to 959 and encodes 219 amino acids. The record is from RefSeq and is a predicted model, not a curated record. Gene Ontology annotation, cellular component: endoplasmic reticulum-Golgi intermediate compartment; COPI-coated vesicle; COPII-coated ER to Golgi transport vesicle. Gene Ontology annotation, biological process: endoplasmic reticulum to Golgi vesicle-mediated transport; intracellular protein transport; Golgi organization.